This is a messenger RNA of Rotaria sp. Silwood2, 975 nucleotides long. The record is from the annotation of a GenBank genome assembly. Lineage: Eukaryota; Metazoa; Rotifera; Eurotatoria; Philodinida; Philodinidae.
AUGAAACAAACUGAACCACCUCAUUUCAGUUGGAAGCAUUCAUGGGCACUUACUGAAACACAGACUGCGUUAGCUACAUCUCCAUUCAAUCGUAUUCCUACUAAAAUUCUCUUACGAAUAUUUCAAUUACUUUCUGUUCCUGACCUAUGUAAUGUAUCACUUGUUUGUCGAUUGUUCAAAAUGGUUGCAGAUCAAGAUGACAUUUGGAAAUUAAAAUGCAAUACUGAUUGUCUUCGUCUAUUUCGUCAUGUCGUCGAUCAUUCAUUGUCGACAACAGAAAUUCAACGGCCCUCAAAAGAGCAAGCAUUUCGAGAAACAUGUCAAUUUUAUGAAGAACGAUUCGGUGAAAAAUAUUGUGAAUUACCAUCAGAUAAUAAUGAUUGGAAGACAACAUUCGACGUCUUAUAUGAUCAAGACAGUUUCAUAAAUCAACCUGAAAAAGCUUAUUCAUACUGGGAUCGAGCAUUUUUCGAAUUUUCAUCGAAUCCACCAAAACAAUAUGAAAAUCCCUUUUCAUUUACGGAAGCCGAAAUUAUUAUUGAUGGUCGUUGGCUCGAUUUAUGUAAAACAUUUAUGCACGAUUCGCUACACCGAGCUUCUCUUCACGACUACUAUGGAAGAUCACGCAACUAUAUUGAUCUUGGAACUGGAGCUAUGCACCGUUUAAAAAAAUCUUAUGAAAGAUUUUUAUAUAUGGCAGCGAAAUGUCCACUGAAAGAGCGCAACGAUUUUAUACCACCAACAUAUGCGAUAGACAUCAUAUGGCAUGCACAUAUGCAAGAACCAUUGAAAUAUGCAACUGAUUGUCUUCGACUUGUUGGUUAUAUUAUUGUUCAUGCUCCAUGGCCAAUCAUUGAAGACAAGAAAAUAAAGCAAGAAAAAGAGAGAAAAGAUAGCAUUUGGAAAGAAGAAUUUCAAAGUGAAAUAUCAAUGGAUCAUCUCUUUAAUACAAUUGAGGGUACAUAUGAUUGGUGA